Dromiciops gliroides (monito del monte) is the source of this 1828-nucleotide messenger RNA. RefSeq names its product carbonic anhydrase 3 (gene CA3). NCBI's taxonomy places the organism in Eukaryota, Metazoa, Chordata, Mammalia, Microbiotheria, Microbiotheriidae. The record is from RefSeq and is a predicted model, not a curated record. Gene Ontology annotation, molecular function: zinc ion binding; carbonate dehydratase activity. The transcript has 7 exons. Gene Ontology annotation, cellular component: cytoplasm. Bases 125 to 907 code for a protein of 260 amino acids.
CCCUCCUCCCCUGGUCUAAUAGGGACAUAGUAUUGGCGGGCACUUAUAAAAGUCUCUGGCUCAGACAGACACAGAAGGACGUCCUGCAGGAGAGACUAGAAGGCAGCAAGUCCUGAGAAAGACCAUGGCCAAGGAGUGGGGCUACGCCAGCCACAAUGGACCUGAUCAUUGGCAUGAAAUUUACCCAAUUGCUAAGGGUGACAACCAGUCCCCUAUUGAACUACAUACCAAAGACAUCAAGCAUGAUCCCUCUCUGCAGCCUUGGUCUGCCUCUUAUGACGCAGGUUCUGCAAAAACCAUUUUGAACAAUGGAAAAACCUGCAGAGUUGUGUUUGAUGACACCUAUGAUAGAUCAAUGCUAAGAGGGGGGCCACUCACUGCACCCUAUCGACUGCGUCAAUUUCACCUUCACUGGGGCUCAUCUGAUGAUCAUGGCUCAGAGCACACCGUGGAUGGAGUGAAAUAUGCUGCUGAGCUUCACAUGGUUCACUGGAAUCCCAAAUAUGGUACUUUUGGAGAAGCUUUGAAACAACAUGAUGGAAUCGCUGUCGUGGGCAUUUUUCUGAAGAUAGGACGUGAGAAAGGAGAAUUUCAGAUAUUUCUUGAUGCAUUGGACAAGAUUAAGACUAAGGGCAAAGAUGCUCCUUUCACACAUUUUGACCCAUCCUGUCUUUUCCCUGCUUGUCGAGAUUAUUGGACUUAUCACGGCUCCUUCACUACUCCUCCUUGUGAAGAGUGCAUUGUCUGGCUUCUUUUGAAGGAACCCAUAACUGUGAGCUCUGACCAGAUGGCCAAGCUCAGAAGCCUUUGCAUCAGUGCUGAGAAUGAGCCUCCCGUGCCCAUGGUGGAUAACUGGCGCCCUCCUCAGCCUCAGAAGGGCAGAAUUGUGAGAGCCUCCUUCAAGUAAGGCCAUCUUUGAAAUGGCUGGAAAGCAAGGGAACCAGUCCCAGAAUCAAUGCUUAGUUAAGUGUGCACCUUCUAUUACUGCUCUAUACUCAAAGCAGAUUUUCUUUUUCCAAGUGUAAAACUGAGCAAAAAAAAAAAGUCACAAAUCGCUGAUCAUCACUAUCUAGGGAAGGAUAAGUGAACGCUUGAAGUCUCUAACCUUAAAAAGAAAAAAAAAGGAAAGUUCAUGCUUGAUUCUUUGUAAGAACUUUCUUUAACAAUAAUGAAAAGUUAACACAUCUAGAAACUUUUUUUAAGAGGAGAAAGGAGAGGAAAAGAGAAGUUGUAAUUGAUGGCUGGCCAAAUAUUUUCUUACCAGCCUUUAACUUUGUUUUCGGUUUUACUGUAUUGAUACUAUGAGUUUUCAGUCUUCACAGAAGUAUGAAUAAUCGACCAUGUACCAUAGCAGCAUGUGAAGAGCAAAUCAUCACAAAAUGCCAGGGUCAAUUAAAUUGGUACAAAAUUGGUACAAAUUGUAACAAUGUUUUGAAAUUUUAAAUGAAAAUAUAAGUGAAACACAAAAAUCUGGAGAAAAAAAUAAUUAGCAGCUACUCUAAUUGGUGUUGGGUUAAUUAUCAAAGUUAACUAUCCAAAGAAAUGAAAAUCCCUGGAUUAAUCCUAGCAUUAUUUUCAUUGGUGUUUCUUCUUUAUAAUGGUGAAUGAUUUUUAUAUAGACUUUCCUGCCCAGCAUGAGGGCUAUGGAGCUUUACUCCUCCUUCUACCUUAUCUUUGCCAUGCCUAUACACAGCUGACUAUGAUAGACUUCUGGCUUCUGUGGUCUCGCUAAUCUCCUUACUGCACCAUACAGGAUUGUAUGAUUGUGCCUGGAAGAGUAACUAUGUCACUGAGUGCCAACCCAAAUAAGAGCUCAUAUUGAAAAUAA